AUGAUUAUUAAAAAUAUUUAUUUAUUGAUUUUGUUGGUAUUUAUGGUGAAUAUCGUACAAUUUGCUAACGGUGAUGGCAUGAUAGAGGUUUUUGGCUGGAAACAAAUGGACUUUUACAAUCGUGGCGACAGAGUUCCGAAUGAGAACGGAAAAGAGUUGCCUGGAGGAGAAGGACAUAAAAAACGACCACCAUCCGAUGCAAUCGUAUUCCCCGACCAACUGCAUGGCUUGUUGAAAAGCGCUGAAAAAAACAAACUUGGAAUAAAAUUUUCAGAGAAACGAUUUGAAAAUGAAGGCGCAAACGCUUCUUACAUUCAAUACAAUAAUGUGCCCCAGGGCGUGACACACUACAAGGGUCGCUUAUUUGUGACAACGCCACGACGUAGUAUUGGCAUACCGUCCACCUUGAAUUACAUCGACUUACAGAAGGAUGGCAAACAAUAUAGUCCGAAACUGCAUGCAUACCCCGAUUUCGAAACAAACUAUCUAAAUCCAAAUUUUCCAGCAAAUCCUAAACGCAUUAUUUCGGUUUACCGCACCACGGUGGAUGCCUGCAAACGCCUAUGGUUCAUCGAUACGGGCAUGCUCGAGUAUCCCGACAAUCGCACGCAGGUGCAGCGACCGGCAAUUUGGGUGAUUGAUUUAUCGAACGAUCAGGUAUUGCAUCGCUACGAAAUUCCAGAGACUAUCGUGGACAUAGGGCGAGGACUAGCAAGCAUAGCUGUAGAUGUUUUUGAACGAGCAUGCAACGACGCCUUCGCCUAUGUACCAGAUCUGGUGCAUCGACAGUUGUUUGUUUUUAGCUUAAAGGAUAACCGCAUGUGGGGUUUCAAACACAAUUACUUCGACAUCGAUCCGAACAUUGGUGAACUGUAUAUCGGUGGCCAAACCUUCCGUUGGGAUGAUGGUAUCUUCUCGAUUACCCUCGGUCCAUAUGCAGAAGACGGUUAUCGUACGGUGUACUUCCAUCCGAUGGCUAGCAAUAACGAGUUCGUGGUGGACAGUAGUGUCCUGCAGAAUGAGGCUAAUGCCGCACGUAGCGAUCACGGCAACGAUUUUCGUCUAUUGGGUAGUCGUGGAGACAAUCAUCGAUCCACUAUGCAUUCUUGUGACCAAAAGAGCGGUAUUAUUUUCUAUGCGGAAAUACAACGUAACGGUAUUGGUUGUUGGAAUACAAACAAACCAUUUUCCGCACAAAAUCAUGGCACCGUAGCACAAGAUGCACAACGUAUGAUAUAUCCCAGUGAUUUGACGAUUGAUGACGAAGACAAUAUCUGGAUGAUGACCAAUUCAAUGCCGAUAUUUAUUUAUUCAACACUUGAUCCGAAUGUGGUGAAUUUCCGCGUGUGGAAGCAGAAUGUCAAUGAAGCUGCAAAGAAUACUGUCUGUGCACCCUAACAUGCAAUUUUAUAUGGAAAAUAAUUUACAAGCAUUUCUGUAACUGAGCUUUG
Molecule: messenger RNA, 1451 nt
Organism: Bactrocera tryoni
Lineage: Eukaryota; Metazoa; Arthropoda; Insecta; Diptera; Tephritidae
Product: L-dopachrome tautomerase yellow-f2-like
Exons: 6
Coding region: 1-1398 (465 amino acids)
Cellular component (GO): extracellular region
Source: RefSeq, a predicted model, not a curated record